Molecule: messenger RNA, 2335 nt
Organism: Lingula anatina
Lineage: Eukaryota; Metazoa; Brachiopoda; Lingulata; Lingulida; Lingulidae
Molecular function (GO): arylformamidase activity
Source: RefSeq, a predicted model, not a curated record
UAUUUACACAAGCACAUUAAUAUUUUUUCCGAAAUAUGCAAAAUCGAUUGUCAGUUUUUAGGCUUACAUGUGACUCUACUAAUGGCUUCAGAUUUAUUAUUUAUACCAAGAAAAAAUAUACCAGCUCUUUUAGAUACAGAUGAUAAAUUUAUGCCCAGACUCAAGAAUAUUGAACAUUGGCAUGGUCUUUUAUAAAGUGGAAAGGUAGAGGCACAUUUCAGAAAAGAACUCCAAGACCUUAACUUUUAGUCUAUUUUGACCAGAGAUGAAUCAAUAGUAGCCUGCUGAUAAGAGGACAAUGGGCCUCUUUAACAAAAAGUUAGUAAUCUCAGAGAAAUGGUUUUUAUUUUGAACUUAUAUACCUUUCUUAGAAAGCCUAGCUACUACAUUUUUAGCCUGAAAGUAAGUAGGCCCAAUUUUAAGGCCAACUUUUAUAAGCUCUUCUGUGAAACUUGAGCCUGGGUUCAAAUUUCUUGACACCAAACAAAGACAGCAUAGUAUUGAUCAGUAUUCUUUAUUGGAAAAUCUAAGUUUAUUUUGGGAUUUGUUUACAUUGAUAGAGUGGAGACCUUCAGUUAGUGACAAGACACAUAUAUUUGCAAUGUAUGCCGGCUCAACACUUAUCUAUAAUCUCAAUUGCACAAAUUGUCAGAAGUCUUGGCCUAGAUGGCCUAAUAGGGUUGACAUAUUACAGUCAGAAGAUAACCUGGAAUGUGAUAUGUCUUCACCUUUGCUGUAUAACUGACCAAGUUAACACUACUGGAGCUCAAAUGUACAGACAUGCUCUGUAAAUAAUUACAGAACAUCAAGAUGGGAUCAUUUACAAUUUUGCGUGAUCUGGACUACACAGUAUCUCCAACAGAAACCAGUUCGAAAGAAAAAACCUGGAAUCCAAAGUCAACUCUAGACUUGUAUCUUCCAAAUGAGAAACCACCAAGCAGAAGGAAGGAUGUGGGCAAAAACAAGCACAUUUCUGAAUUCCCAAUUGUUUUAUUUGUUCAUGGCGGUGGUUGGAGGCGGGGUGAUAAAUCUGCAUGGAAACACUACAUCUCAUUUCAUGACACAAACAUUUUUGCUGCAUUAAUUUUGUGGUAUUUCAACUUGUAUGGCAAUGUUGGCGAGUCAUUAGUGAGACACAACAUCGCAUGUGCAAUUGUCAAUUAUCCUCUUGGCAAACUUUCAUUUCCUCACAUUUUACUCGAAAUGUUUGCUUCAUUCCUGUCUUCAAGCCUGUGCUUCAGUCUGCCUACACUUUAUCUUUGGGUAACUCUAAAAGUUCUUGAGGAUCUUCUCAUAUAUAGGGCAGGGUCAAGUCAAUAUCUGUCUCAGCUGUUUGAAUAUGACUACAUCCACAUAACAACUGUGCUAUUUUUGUGUGUGACAAUGUCACAGUUAUUGAAAAUUGCAGUCAUAUUUUGGAACAAAAAAAGAUAUAAGAUGACUGAUGCAAGUAUCAUGCUUCAUAUUUUACUGGUCCUUGGAUCAGGAAUAACUAUCAUCUUCCUAAUACCAUCAAGUACUGUGCCAAAAGAACAGAUGUUUAAAAUGUGGUGUGCAGGCAUAAUAGUUUACACAGAGGGAAUUAUCUUUUACAAGUAUAUGACUGAGCUGGACUCUACAAACAAUUCCAAUCAAGCAGAAGCUGUUGCCAAAAGUAUUGCCUGGAUAAAAAAAUAUGGUCACAUGACAUCAUCAUUUAAUCCUGAUUGGUUAUUUCUGAUGGGUCAUUCUGCUGGGGGUCAUUUGGUUUCGCUGGUAACAUUAAAUGGCAGGUAUCUGGCUGCAGAAGAAUGUUCUAGAUCUGAUAUCAAGGGAGUGAUUUCCAUCUCAGGUGUAUACAAUGUCAAAAUGCUUGCUAUUGAUAAACUUGUUGGGUUCGUUAAACAUUUCUACAUACAUCCAAUAUUUGGAUCCAGUCAAGAUAAUCAAGAGGAAGCAUCGCCGUCCUUUCACCUAGAUUUUGUCCAAUCAGACGUACUGCCACCAUUUUUGAUAUUAAAUGCAGAAAAAGACUACAUGCUAUUAAAUGAUGCCAAGGACUUUGUUGCAAAGCGAAAAAUGCAAGGACACGAGUGGGAACAUGUGGUUGUGCCAGGCACCAACCAUUUGAAUAUUAUGACUUGUUUUGGACAGACAAAAAGUGCCUGCAAUCCUGCAUCACUAUGUGCAAGAUUUAUUGGAGACAUUCUUAAGGCUGUUCCUAAAAGCAAAUAUUAAAGCAAUCCAUUCCACAGUAAAAAUUCAAAUCAUGGUUUUUAUUUUUAUUAUUAUUGUUACCUUUUUUGUCUGUCAAUUGGAUGGCUCCAAUCUGGCAUGACAUUCUUGAUAAAUAAAG